AUGGCCUCCAGGGUAGUAAACCCCCUGAGCGUCACAACAGCGACCUCGCUCACCAAGCUCGAAAAAAAGUGGACUUGCUCCUUCCACCUCUCCAUGCUCGCUUCUCCGCUCCGAAAGUGUAUCGUAACAUCCAAACUCGUCCCCACUUGUCUUCUUUUCCAACUAAAAGUCGUCACCCUUCCAUCCCUGUCCAGCGGGGUGCCACCCAAGACGAACUCCGCACAGGGUGAUAGGGAGCGAAUAGUAAUGCUACCAGAUCAAAUCCUCCAUCCCAAAUACAUUCCAAAAAGAGUGGGUAAAGGAAUAUGGCUCACUCUCAACCCGGGCGUCUAUGCUCAGUUGGAGAGGAAGGGAAUGCAUAAGAUGCUAAAUCCGAAAGCUGGCUUAGUUGGUGGGUUGCAGGAGUUGGUGUGGAGACAGUUGGGGGAAAGGGUGGUGCAGGAGACCGAGUUGGUCUUGGCCUUGUUUGCCGGUAGGAAACGGAUCGAUCUAAUAACCGAGGGGCAGAAGGGAGAGAAGGGGGAGAAGGGGGAGAAGGGGGAGAAGGGGGAGAGCGGGCAGUGUGCAGUUUCCUAUACAAUACAGAUAGGAGAGGGAAGCGGAGAGGGCGAGUUGGGGGCGAAUACGAUAUUUGUGCCCAAGUUCGCGGAUGAAGAGCAAAAGAACCGGUUUGAGGAGAGGUUGCGAGCGCUGGCAAAGCUUUCAGGUGUGGAGGGAGCGAAAGCAGAGCAAGUGUAUGGUGUUAAGCAGCGUCAAGUCACGGCUCCAUUGGCGGUUGCGCUGUAUAGGUUACAGCUAUGGACUCGAUCUCUACCAUCACCAGCGAAGCGAUCAAACCCAUGA
This is a messenger RNA of Ustilago hordei, 843 nucleotides long. RefSeq lists its product as uncharacterized. NCBI's taxonomy places the organism in Eukaryota, Fungi, Basidiomycota, Ustilaginomycetes, Ustilaginales, Ustilaginaceae. The record is from RefSeq and is a predicted model, not a curated record. The transcript has a single exon. Bases 1 to 843 code for a protein of 280 amino acids.